UCUUUCUUGGAAAGGAAAAAACAAGCCAAUGAUGUCUGCCAAAUACACUCCAAUCUCAGCUGUUUCUGGAGGAAGAAAGAAUCUCAAGAUGUGUGUGCGAGUUGCUCACAUUUGGUUGAUUCGAGAGAAGAAGGUCCCCACUAGCAUCAUUUUCAUGAACAUGUUACUGGUCGAUGAAAAGGGUGGACGUAUUCACGCCACAACUAGAAAAGAUUUGGUGGCAAAGUUCAGGUCCAUGGUUCAAGAAGGGGGUACAUAUCAGCUUGAAAAUGCAAUUGUAGAUUUUAAUGAAAGUCCUUAUAAGGUAACUUCACACAAACAUAAGCUUAGUAUGAUGCACAAUUCAACUUUUACCAAAGUACACUUGCCUGCUAUCCCUAUGAACGUUUUUGAGUUCAAGCCAUUCAAUGAAAUUCUCUCUUCAACUGUCGAGGAAGUAUCUACGGGUAGGACUUGAAUUCUGAAUGUGUGUUGUACAUUAUUUCUACCUAUAAGCAUUCGUUUAGGAAUUUCAUACAUUUGUUUUUGCUUUUGUAUACGUAAUUUCAGAUGUUAUUGGUCAUGUAAUUGAAAGAGGUGAUAUAAGGGAAACUGAAAAGGACAGAAGGAAAAGCAGGGUUAUUGAUCUCACUUUAGAAGAUCUUGA
Messenger RNA from Medicago truncatula (barrel medic), 646 nucleotides. RefSeq lists its product as uncharacterized. The transcript is spliced from 2 exons. The record is from RefSeq and is a predicted model, not a curated record. Lineage: Eukaryota; Viridiplantae; Streptophyta; Magnoliopsida; Fabales; Fabaceae. Bases 29 to 457 code for a protein of 142 amino acids.